UUUUCAGGGGACCUGUGACGAAAACAUAACAAAGGCGAGAGAAACCUUUAGAACAACCAUGUCAAAAGAGGGGGACAGAGCUGCUGUGUUCCGUACCACCAAAGUACGGACCAAGCUGAAGGGGGACGCCAGCUGGAUGCAGAACCGCAGUGAACCUGAGAAUGUGAGCGUGGAAGAGAAGCCAUGGAUGGCAGAAGUGAGAGCUGGCCGUGUGGAUGGGGCUCCUAUUGAGACAAGUCCAGUGUCCUCACCAGUGAAAUCCACUCCGUCACCCGUCAAGUCUGACACUGAAAGGUAA
This is a messenger RNA of Scomber japonicus (chub mackerel), 298 nucleotides long. RefSeq names its product zinc finger protein 185 with LIM domain (gene znf185). The coding region runs from base 59 to 298 and encodes 79 amino acids. Lineage: Eukaryota; Metazoa; Chordata; Actinopteri; Scombriformes; Scombridae. The transcript has 3 exons. The record is from RefSeq and is a predicted model, not a curated record.